Messenger RNA from Didymodactylos carnosus, 1755 nucleotides. Lineage: Eukaryota; Metazoa; Rotifera; Eurotatoria; Philodinida; Philodinidae. The record is from the annotation of a GenBank genome assembly.
CAAGGUGCACCAUGCUAGACCUGAUCGGAAGACCUAAUUUCUCCAUAGAUUUCUUUUUCAGUAGGUCUUCUAUCAAAUACUGGAAACCGCAUAGUUCUAACUCUUUCUGUUAAAAAGUUAUUCAAAAAAUACUUUUUUCCAUCCUAUUUUAAAAUGGAUAGUAGAUCACUAAAUUUUACGAUUUUUCUCCGCUCUAACAUCAAACAUCACAUAAUUCAUGAAUUUAUUAUAUUCCAAGAGAAAUUUCGAUGUCAUAUACUCAAAUUCCCUGAACGCUGUCAGGGAAUGUGCAGAUUCCCCAGGGAAUGUAUAGAUUCCCCAGGGAAUAUGCACAUUCCCUGAUUUCCUACAUUCCCUGUAACAUAUAUAUGAGUUGUUCACAUUAAGUAUUCGAAAGAUGCGAAAAUCCCUGCAGUUUUUAAAUAUGCAUGCACUGUAUGGGAGAAUAUCGUAAAUCGAAAGUGUAGACUUAUACUAAAAGUAAACUUUACUUUUAAAAAACUUUCUCGAAACAUAUUGUUCAGUUUUUGACAAUCUAAGUAUCAAACUACAUCUGUUUAGAGUCUUUAUGAAUUUAUAAAACUCCUUUGUGAAUAAAAUUGCACAAAUUUAUUUCAGAUUUAUUUAAUUUUGUCUCUAUUUAAGUGCAGUACUAUUGGGGGAUAGAUAUUAUCAUUAUAUGUGUGUAUAAAAAGGAGAACAGUACUCUUGUGUUUGAAUGUUGGCUCUACUUCUAUAUGUUCGUGUCUUUUUGUUUAAGGUGCAAUAGUAGGACGAAUGAAAUUAUUGCCAUAUAUAUUAUUUAUAUUUCUAUGGUCGACAUUUUGUUAUGAUCCAUUAGCAAGAUGGAUAUUUUCCGAUUAUGGCUGGCUGAAUCAGUAUGGCUUAUUAGAUUUUGCUGGUGGAAUAGUUGUCCAUUUAUCAAGUGGUGUUUCUGGUCUUGUCGCAGCUCUUAUACUUGGUAAUCGUGUUGAUUUUGACCCAAAUAGACUCCAAGUGGGACAUAAUCUCCCAUUUACAGUAUUAGGCACCGGUUUGUUAUGGGUUGGAUGGAUUGGUUUUAACGCUGGUUCUGCUCUUGCAGCUAAUGGUACUGCUGCAUUAGCUUUGAUAAAUACAAAUACAUCUGCUGCAUCAAGUCUUAUGAUAUGGGUUAUUAUUGAUAUGAUACGUGGUAAAAGCAUAAACACUGUUUCCAUAGGUGGUGCAUGUUCAGCAAUUGUUGUUGGACUUGUUGUCAUCACACCAGCAGCAGGAUAUGUUCAGCCAGGUUGGGCAUUACUCAUGGGUAUUAUUGGUGGCGCCUCGAUCAAUAUUAUUUUAUUAAUUAAGAAACGAUAUUUUCAUCUUGAUGAUACAUUGGACGUAUUUGCAUGUCAUGGUAUAGGUGGAGCUAUCGGAUCACUUCUGACAGGUUUAUUUUGUCAGCAGAAUAUUAAUGCUUCAGAUGGUGCAUUGUAUGGAAAUCCAAUACAACUUUGGUAUCAAUUACUGGGUAUUCUGGUCGCUGUUGGUUAUGCAUCUGUAUGUACAAUAACGAUCCUGUUACCAAUGCAUUUUUUUAUUGGAAUCAAAAUAAAACGUCGCGAACAAUUGAGAGGUCUUGAUCAUGUGGCACAUGGUGAAAAUUGGCAAAUUGAAGUUAUUACCAAUGGUAAUAAGAAGGUAAAGAAACCAGAACAGCAACCAGUAGAGGAACCAGUGUUAAACAAUCCGUCGACCUAUUCAAAUAGAGUGAUGAUAAUUAAUCGUUAA